This is a messenger RNA of Planococcus citri (citrus mealybug), 2679 nucleotides long. Its product is annotated as atlastin-3-like. The record is from RefSeq and is a predicted model, not a curated record. The transcript has 9 exons. Lineage: Eukaryota; Metazoa; Arthropoda; Insecta; Hemiptera; Pseudococcidae. Gene Ontology annotation, biological process: endoplasmic reticulum organization; protein homooligomerization. Gene Ontology annotation, molecular function: GTP binding; GTPase activity. The coding region runs from base 464 to 1945 and encodes 493 amino acids.
UAUGUAGGUAGUUCUAGGCUUUAUCUCUGGACUUGAAAUAAAAAUUAAAAUGCAAUCGUUUUCACGCUAUCGAAAUCGUGCAUGAAUGUAAAUGUCGUUCUCGAACGCUAUAUUUCUUAUCUUAAUUUUUUUCCAAGAUAAAAAAAAUUGCUGGACUGAACCAAUUGAUUGCUAAUCGCAUUUCGAUUCGAAGUUUUUGCGAAUUCUCCUCGCGUCUUUCGCAGUGUAAACAAACAUAUUAAGUUCGUUAUGCUCAUGUUCGUAUACACACACAUUAUUAUGAUUGAUUUAAAAACCGCGAUGUGAUGUGUCUUUGCAAUUGAGUAAAAUUCCAGUAUUUUUUUAUUAUUAUUAUUUUUUAGCAAUAAAUUUAUUAGAUACAGUUCAGUUUCUCUCCAUGAAGUGACAAUUUUUGACUUUUAGGUACCACCCGCUUUCACUUUACGAAUUGUAGGCACACAAGAUGAAAAAGGAUCAUCCUCAUCCAGUACCAAUUGUUGUGCCCAAGGGGAAAGGACAACAUAAGUUUUCACUGGAUGAGAAAGCUCUCAGAAAAAUUCUGCUGCAGGAUCACGUUAGAGAUCGUAAUUUAGUGGUUGUAUCAAUUGCAGGAGCAUUUCGUAAAGGAAAAUCAUUCCUGUUGGGGUUUUUCUUACGAUAUAUGAAUUAUUUUAAGCAAACAGGUGGCCGUGAUUCAAACAGUAGCUGGUUAGGAGAUGAGAAUACCCCACUGAAAGGAUUUUCGUGGAGAGGAGGUUCGAAAAGGGAUACAACGGGAAUUUUGAUGUGGUCUGAAGUAUUCUGUGUAACAUUACCAACUGGAGAAGAAGUCGCUGUAAUUUUUCUCGAUACUCAAGGUACAUUUGACAGCAAGAGCACGCUUCAAGAAUGCGUCACAGUUUUCGCUUUAAGCACAAUGCUGAGCUCGAUCCAGAUUUACAAUUUAUCCAAAAAUAUACAAGAAGAUGAUUUACAAAAUUUGCAAUUUUUUGCUGAAUACGGACGUUUGGCUUCAGAAAGUAGUGGUAACACGCCAUUUCAAAAAUUACAAUUCAUUGUCAGAGAUUGGGACUGGGCAUAUGAAAAGAAUUAUGGUCCGGAGGGAGGCACAAUGCUUCUGGAGGAGAAGUUGAUGACUCCCGAAGGACAAGAUUAUGAUAAAAUACGAUUAAGGACUCAUAUCAAAUCAUGCUUUACGGAUAUCCAUUGUUUUUUGUUGCCGGAUCCCGGACCCAAAGUGAGAACAUGUGUCAAAUUUGACGGAAAAUUACCUGAUAUCCACUAUGAAUUUAAAUCCUGCUUAGAACAACUUGUUCCUUUGUUAUUGUCACCAGAAAACCUGAUCCAAAAAGAAAUCGGUGGUCAAAAAAUCACAGCUGAAAAUUUCUUGUCGUAUUUCAAAUGCUACAUGGACAUGUUCAAUAGCAACGUGCUACCUGAGCCUAAAUCUAUUUUUGAUGCGACUGUGGAAGUAAAUAACUUGACAGCUGUAGCAGCAUCAGAAAAAACUUACCAAGACUCUAUGAAGGCGUAUUGUGAAACCAAGCACCUGAAUAAUGAUCAAUUCGAACAAGCACAUCAGAUAAGUUCUAAAAAAGCUUUCGAGAAAUUUGAUAAAACACCAAAAAUGGGAGGAGUGGAAUCUUCUGUAAAAUACCGAAUCAAUCUGCAAGAGAAAAUCGAUAGCGAAUAUAAUGCGUGGAAACUGCGCAAUGAAAGUAAAAAAAGUAAAAUUGGGGCCAUAAUAUUCAAAACAGCUGGUACUGUAACUGGAGGUAUUGCUGGUGCUGCAACAGGUGCCAGAAUUGGCUCUACGAUUGGAGUGGUUUUUGAUGGUCCCGUCGGUAUUAUUAUUGGAGGUGCUGUAGGUGCCGUUGUUGGUGGCGUUGCUGUUUGUCUGAUUAAUGGAGCGAAAACUGCGUGGGAUAAAUGGAAAACACAUUGACACGGUGGUCAAAUAUAAGUAUACUAUACUAAGUAAUUUGGAAAUUCCGGAACCCAUGUUUAAAAAAAUGUAAAAUAUGUUUUUUGAACUGGCUUGUAUUGUUAUUAAUGGUAGAAGAGUCCUCCCCUAGUAAUUGAAGCCCCACCUCCUCCACAUUCAUAUUGCAUAGUGCGCAUUCCCUGUUAGGGGAACAGAAAUUCCUCAUUUCGCCAUCAUUUUUACUUUAUAUGUAGUACGAGAUAAAAAAUUGAAUUUAAUAUGUUGUAAUUCAAAUUCAAAUUAUCGACAGACUUAUUGAGCACCCUGCAUUUUCAAGAUGUGCUUGUGCUAGGUAUGGUGGUAAAUACACAGGUGUAUCAUGGUAUUAUAGGCCAGGUAAUGUCUUAUUUUUGUAUUCUAAGAACGCAUAAAUAAUCAAAUUUUUGCCAGAAUAUUGUGUUAAUAUGCAGCAUUUAUUUUAUGUGUGUUAUUUGCUUUUUUACAUGUCUUAAAUUAAAAAUAAUAUAGGUAGGUAGGCAGUUUUUAAAAUCUACGUAUUUUAACCUAAUUGAGUAUUCUGAUGAUGUGUAUUAAUUACAUUGACUUUUUUCGUUAACUAUACACAUAAGUAAUACUUAGAUUUUUACUUUUUGUUCUGUACAAAUCUUCUUUUACAUGCUGCCGAACAUACAAUUCAUUUUUUUUUUUUUUUUUUUAAAUAAAAAUAACAUAAAUAUUUUGUGUUUUGUUGAUCU